Pezoporus flaviventris is the source of this 3725-nucleotide messenger RNA. Its product is annotated as desmoglein-1-like. Gene Ontology annotation, biological process: homophilic cell-cell adhesion. The record is from RefSeq and is a predicted model, not a curated record. The coding region runs from base 1 to 3480 and encodes 1159 amino acids. Lineage: Eukaryota; Metazoa; Chordata; Aves; Psittaciformes; Psittacidae. The transcript is spliced from 16 exons. Gene Ontology annotation, molecular function: calcium ion binding. Gene Ontology annotation, cellular component: plasma membrane; desmosome.
AUGGACUGGCUCCCUCACCGAAUGGCUGCUUUUCUGUUCCUUUUAUUGGUACUCGUGGAUUUCAGCACGGGAUUUCAUGUAGAGGUAAAAGAAUGGGAUGAAAAUGGAAUGGCAAGAUGGAAAACCUUCAGAAGACAAAAACGUGAAUGGAUCAAAUUUGCUGCAGCUUGUAGAGAAGGAGAAGAUAAUUCUAAGAGGAAUCCAAUUGCCAAAAUCCGAUCGGACUGUGAAGAAAACCAUCCAAUCACAUACAGCAUCUCUGGAGUUGGAAUUGAUCGUGCCCCCUAUGGAAUAUUUGUUGUUAACCCAAGAACAGGAGAAAUUAAUAUAACAUCAAUAGUGGAUAGGGAAGUAACCCCAGUAUUUGUUAUACGCUGCUUUGCUAAACACUCAGUGACGGGUGUAGAUUUGGAACCACCUCUUGAACUUCGAGUCAGAGUUCUGGAUAUAAAUGAUAACCCUCCAAUAUUUGCACAAACUGUUUUUACAGGAUCUAUUGAAGAAUGCAGUAUGGACAACACACUGGUGAUGAAAAUAAUUGCAACAGAUGCAGAUGAACCUAAUCACUUGAAUUCUAAAAUUGCCUUCAAGAUAGAGAGUCAGGAACCUGCAGGUCCACCCAUGUUCAUUAUGAAUAAAUAUACUGGAGAACUCCAUCUUGCAAAUUAUCUUGACAGAGAGCAACAUAGUAGCUACACCCUUGUUGUGAAAGCAUCAGACCGGGAUGGAGCUGCCGAUGGAAUAUCAUCCCUCUGUAGCUGUAACGUUAAAGUUAUUGAUGUCAAUGACAAUUUCCCAACUCUUGCUCAAAGCUCUUUUUCAGCAAGUAUUUCAGAAAAUUCACUCAGUUCAGAACUGCUACGAAUACAAGCUCUGGAUGCUGAUGAAGAGUUUACAGACAAUUGGUUAGCAGAAUUUUUCUUUAUAUCUGGUAAUGAAGAUAACUGGUUUGAAAUUGUUACAGAUCGAGCUACAAAUCAAGGAAUCCUUAGAGUAAUUAAGGAACUGAAUUAUGAACAUCUCCAGACUCACUCACUGAUUAUUGGUGUCAGGAAUGUGGCUGCUUUCCACCACUCUGUUGCUCAUGAAUACCAAAUGUCUGGAACACCCCUCACAAUAGAAGUAAAAAAUGUGAUUGAACCACCAAGAUUUAAUCCAUCUUCAGUUGUGUUUUCUCUAUCAGAAAGAACAAGAGUAAAUUAUGUUGUGGGAACAUACACAGCCAUCGAUGAGGACACUGGAGCUAUUGCAUCAAAUGUUGUAUAUAGUAUAGGACGUGAUCCAGGUGCCUGGUUCAGAAUCAAUCAAAACACUGGUGAAAUCACACUGAACAAAGUUAUUAACCGGGAAUCAAUCUAUGUAACCAAUGGGCAGUACAGAGCAGAGGUUCUGGCUAUCACCAGAGGGGUUCCUCGAUAUACUGCUACUGGCACCAUUGUGCUUUCAAUACAAGACAUGAAUGACAAUUGCCCAAUUAUUAAUACUGAGUUACGGAAAGUAUGUAUGCAUUCCCCAUCAGUGAUUAUCACAGCAAAGAAUAUGGAUGGUGAGGUAUAUGGUGCCCCCUUUACUUUCAGCAUACAUGGUGAACCUCAAACUACAUGGAUUAUCAGAUCAAUAAAUGCUUCCUCUGCAGAACUAACAACUCAGAGCAUUGACUUUUACAUUUAUAGGAUCUAUGUCAGCGUAAGAGAUAGCCAAGGCCGACGCUGCCUUAAACCACAUGUAAUUCCUGUGCAAGCUUGUCAGUGUGAUAGUCGUAAUUACUGCACCAGUGGGGCCACAAAAAUAAUUAUCAUCGGCGGUGGCGGUGGCAGUGCCGGUGGUGGUGGUGGUAGCAGUGACAGUGAUAGAGGCCAGGAAGGUGAAGGGCAGGGACAAGGAGGUGGUGGUAAUGGUGAGAUUGGACCUGAAGGAGGAUAUACUGAGGACCACACAAACUGGGAGACUUACACUGGUGACUACGAUGAAGACGACGGAUAUACUGCCGCCACCGAUUUUGGUUAUGGUGGAAAUGGAAACUAUGGCAGAGAUCUUGAAUCUUCUACCACACUUAGCGGUGCUGCCAUUGGCCUGAUGUUCCUUGGUGGAUUAAUAUUUGUUCUGAUUCCAAUUUUGAUGUCAAUGAGCGACUGUUGUGGAUGUGGACCUGGUGCUGCAGGUGGAGUUGGAACUGGAUUUGAACCUGUACCUGAAUGCACAGAAGGGGCAAUUCAUCCAUGGGGAAUAGAAGGAGCCCAGCCUGAAGACAGGGAUGUCUCACACAUUCUUGCCCCAACAACUGCUGCAGGAGGUGAUUUUGGUGAGCCCUCUGACAUAUAUACAAACACAUACGGAGGAGGAGGAGUAGUAGCUUCUGGUGUUGAAGAAACUACAGGGGUUGGCUAUGGCACUGGUACUGGUUAUGGAACAGCUGGAGGAAUUUCUGGAACAGGCGAAGUAAAAGGAUCAAUUGGAGGAACAAUUAAAGAGUAUCGAGAAGGAGGGGUGAACAUGGCCUUCCUAGACAACUACUUCUCUGAGAAAGCAUUUGUGUAUGCAGAUGAAGAUGAAGGUCGGCCGGCAAAUGACUGUCUACUAAUAUAUGAUCAUGAAGGAGUCGGUACUCCCGUUGGCUCUGUAGGUUGCUGCAGCUUUAUUGGAGAAGAUACAGAUGAAACGUAUUUGGAUACAUUAGGACCAAAAUUCAAGACCUUGGCAGAAAUCUGUCUGGGCAAAGAGAUCGAACCUUUCCCUGAUGUCAAUCCACCCUGGCCAUGCGUUAACGUCACCUUUCCCAACCCUGAAAGUGAUAUAAACCUCCCGCCACCUGGAACCACCAUCAUUGUCAACGGAGCUGCACCUAUGCCUCCCCCGGUUGGCACUACAACAGUUGUUACUGAAAACACCUACACAUCCGGGUCAACCAUACAGCACUCAAGGCCGAUGCCAGAUCCUUUGCUCCACGGCAAUAUGACGGUGACUGAGACCUACACCUCCGGCUCCCCCUCAAUUUGCAUUGACCCUCUGCGUGCAUCCAAUGUUGUUGUAACAGAAAGGGUUGUCGGUCCUGCAUCUGCUUCUGAUUUGCGCGGCAUGCUAGAUAUCCCCGAUCUCACAGAUGGGUCCAACGUUAUAGUCACAGAAAGAUUAAUUGCACCUAACUCCCGCCUCCCGACCUCUCUGAGCAUUCCUGAUUUGGUAGACGGAUCAAAUGUGGUAGUGACAGAAAGAGUGUUCAGGCCUGCCUCUGGCAUGCCAGGCAGCUUAAUAAAUAUUCCCUCAGAAUUAACAAAUGCCCACAACAUGAUGGUCACCGAGAGGGUAGUAUCAGGGUCUGGGAUGAGCAGCAUGGGGGGAGCAAAUCUGGGGAGCAUGAGUAGCACGAGUCAGAUGCUCAGUGCUGACUGUCACCUUGGCCAAGCAAUGGGCACAGCAUCCCCCAGCACCUCCCGGAGAAGAGUGACAAAGUACAGCAGCAUGCAAUACUCCAGUCAGUAAAGCCUCUGCCAGCACCCCUUCCUGCUGAAAUCACCAUUUGCACCGACACUCAUUAGCUGCCACCCACCAAAAAUAUUAUUACUGUUUAUAACCAGGAAAUAGCGCUAAAAUUUCAGGGAUUCCUACCUGUGUAAGGAUCUCUGAAGGGUGACCCAUCUCAAGAUCAAACUUUGUCAGUGAAGGGAAAGUCAAAGUUAGCUUUAAAUUUACUUCUCUCUCUCCACAUAGACUACAAGUGUAUGAAC